GGUCGCCUGAUCCCCGGCGCUUACAAAUUCGACGCCCUCAUCACCACCUUCGAGAUGAUCCUCUCCGAUUGUCCCGAGCUGCGGGAGAUCGAGUGGAGGUGCGUCAUCAUCGACGAAGCCCACCGCUUGAAGAACCGCAACUGCAAACUUCUCGACAGCCUCAAACACAUGGACCUGGAACACAAGGUCCUCUUGACGGGGACUCCUCUCCAAAACACGGUGGAAGAACUCUUCAGUCUUCUCCACUUCUUGGAACCUUCUCAAUUCCCAUCGGAAGCCGAAUUCCUCAAAGAUUUUGGAGACCUGAAGACCGAGGAGCAGGUCCAGAAGCUCCAAGCUAUUUUGAAGCCCAUGAUGUUGAGAAGGUUGAAGGAGGACGUUGAGAAGAACUUGGCUCCAAAGCAGGAGACCAUCAUCGAGGUGGAGUUGACCAACAUCCAGAAGAAAUAUUAUCGGGCCAUCUUGGAGAAGAACUUCUCCUUUUUGUCCAAAGGUGCCGGUCACACCAACAUGCCCAAUCUUCUCAACACCAUGAUGGAACUCCGAAAAUGUUGUAACCAUCCCUACCUCAUCAACGGUCUGAAGAACUUCAAGGUCGUGGUGGAGCAAGUUGAGGUUCUCCAAGAUCUGGAGAACCUCAAGGUCAUGGUGGAGCUUCUCCAAGUUCUGGAGAACAUCUCCAAGGUUGACCUCCAAAUUUUGGAGAACCUCAAGAUCAUUGUGGAGGAGGUUGAGGUUCGCCAAGAUCUGGAGAACCUCAACGUGAUGGUCUUGGAGGUUGAUCUCCAAGUUUUGGAGAACUUCAAGGUCAUGGUGGAGGACAUUGAGGUUCUCUAA
Pterocles gutturalis (yellow-throated sandgrouse) is the source of this 837-nucleotide messenger RNA. Its product is annotated as chromodomain-helicase-DNA-binding protein 8-like. Gene Ontology annotation, molecular function: ATP binding; ATP-dependent chromatin remodeler activity. The transcript has 5 exons. NCBI's taxonomy places the organism in Eukaryota, Metazoa, Chordata, Aves, Pterocliformes, Pteroclidae. The record is from RefSeq and is a predicted model, not a curated record. The annotation marks the transcript as partial.